CUUCAUUCUUCGCAGUUGAUCUUCCACGUCUUCUUAUCAAACCCUCAACCCCCCAAGCGACGUCCACCUCAGUCCCUCCAGAUGCCAGACUCUCCCACACUGUUUACUACGAAUUGAAGACGCUGGGCACCAUGGAUACCAAAUCCGUCCUCGCGUUGGUUGAUCAGCUGGAAGAAGCCCUCGAGGACCUCGAAGACAACCUCGAGCCACUCCUGGUCGAUUCCCUGACCUCUACCACUCAGAAACUCCCUCUUCUCGACAGGGCAAAACUCAAUGUCCUACUUGUGUAUGCCAUUGAAUCGCUCAUCUUCUCCUACCUCAAAGUCCAGGGCGUCCAGGCCAAAGAACAUGCUGUCUUUCGAGAGCUGUCCCGAGUAAAACAAUACUUUGAGAAAAUCAAACAAGCCGAAGCCGCACCUUCCAAAAGCCAGCCGACUCUCGUACUAGACAAAGAUGCCGCAGGCAGAUUUAUUAAACACGCAUUGGCCGGCAAUGACAGGUAUGACCUUGAGCGUAGGGAGCGCGAGGCUCGCGAGAAGCUUCUUGCCAAGAGAAGGUUGAAGCAUCUUGACUCCGCAGCCAACGAUCCCAUCACUACAAGUCAGGCUCCUGAAAACGUCCUAGACGAUUCUGAUGCCCUCGCCGCAGCCCAGGAAGCCGCCAGGCUUAUAGCCAUGGAUGAUCACGUUAAUCAAGAACCCCAAGAUGUCUCCAUGUCGAAUUCUUCUGACCAUGACGAUGACUCGGCAGUCCCAGAAAGCCCAGCCAAAGCUGAUUCAUCUUCCUCACUAUCCGAGUCCCACGCAGAGCCUCACUUGAACGGUUCUAGUCAAGGUCCCUCCAAUGGACAGACUAGGAAUGAUGUGGUCGAUAGCAAUAGUGGAUCGACACCAGACAAACCGUCACGCGCCGAAGCAAAGAAACUUCGCAAAGCAGCACAACGAUUGAAAAUGAGUGGCCAUUCAUCGCCAAAGGGCAGCAAGGCACUCAAAAAGGAGAGAAAAAAAGCGCUGAAAGAAGCCAAGAAGACAAGCAGCAAGUCAACAUAGGGACAACACAGCAAGGCCAUCUUAGGGUCAGGGCUGAGCAGUCAGCAUGACAGAACCCCGCCUAAAUAAGGAGUACUACAUUCCAUGGUCGGUGCUGCGGCCUCUAUAAUCCAGGUGAGAGAAGGACUACGUCUUGUCCGGGCCUCAUGGGCAUCUGGCGGAUAAUCACUCUAUCCCGUGUCAUGGUUUGUAUGAUCUAUGACGUCUUUCAUCGUCGUAGGAGAAUUCUGCGACCCGAAGCAGCGUCUUGGGCCGAGUUCUGGAGCCAUCCAAUGACAGCCAUGCUUGUCGAGUGUUGACAAGCCAGAAUUGUCAUCGGUACUACUCGUCCAGCGCAAAGACCGGCGCAGCAUCAUAUCCUUGUUCCCACGCAAGGUGUAGUGUGAUGGAGAGCAAAACCGGCGAGGCAACAGGUGACCAAUCGUUUCAGACAAGGCAUUGCCAUUUGAAACGAAACGAUGUCACCAAAACGGAUGAGGCUUGAGCACUAAAAAGUGCCAAUAGGCAGAGAUACUCGGCGUGGUUGGCCAAACAAAAGUGUCGACCAUGACAGAUCCUAUGAAGUUCCCAAAUACAGAGACCUACAU
Molecule: messenger RNA, 1636 nt
Organism: Exophiala mesophila
Lineage: Eukaryota; Fungi; Ascomycota; Eurotiomycetes; Chaetothyriales; Herpotrichiellaceae
Exons: 3
Coding region: 132-1049 (305 amino acids)
Biological process (GO): maturation of 5.8S rRNA; regulation of gene expression
Cellular component (GO): exosome (RNase complex); nucleolus
Molecular function (GO): RNA binding; DNA binding
Source: RefSeq, a predicted model, not a curated record